Molecule: messenger RNA, 2240 nt
Organism: Cyprinus carpio (common carp)
Lineage: Eukaryota; Metazoa; Chordata; Actinopteri; Cypriniformes; Cyprinidae
Gene: rxfp3.3a3
Product: relaxin family peptide receptor 3.3a3
Biological process (GO): immune response; G protein-coupled receptor signaling pathway
Cellular component (GO): membrane
Molecular function (GO): G protein-coupled receptor activity
Source: RefSeq, a predicted model, not a curated record
UUUAACUGUGCAAACUUAAACUAAGCAACAGAACGUCUGUUAAAGAAGCAGCUAUAAAGAAGUAGUAUGUCCCAAAGGGCAAAGUAUAAGUAGGCGAUUUGGGACGCAGCAACUGUGAAUGUGCUCAAGAAGCAUACUGUUGCCAUGGUUUCCUCGCUUAUGCUGUUAAUGUUUUCCAGGAUCUCUUUACCGCCAGGAACAUUCGCGCCCAAACUUGUAAUCUAAUUUUUGUGAUCAUUGAAAUGUUUUGGAACCCCACUUGAAACGCAGAUACAGUCAGACCUACUUAUGCAUAUAAAAACGUAUUUAUCAUCUCCUACACUCCCAAGGUUUUAAACUCCCACAGUUCCCACCACCUGAUGUCAAAAUUCUCCAACCAAUCUUUACUCUGCAAGGGCGGGUAAUACCAAAACACGUGUAUCUAUGUAUAUAUUAGUGGAAGCGCACGGGUGUUGGGCAAACCGUUGAGAAAACAUCUUCAACGCAGCUGAACGCUGGCUGAGCGCAGCUGGAACGCGCUAUUGGAUGCUUAACCAUGGGUGACCCUUUUAACAGCAGCAGCAGGGUGUUUAACCGAACCCCUCAGGCUCAUGUCACGUUUGGAAAUCUGGAGGACAUAGACGUGACCGCGGACAGAAGCCCGGUCCUAAGGAUCAUGAUCUCAGUGGUGUACGUUCUCGUGUGCGCAAUAGGCUUAGUUGGGAAUUCGCUCGUCCUUUUCAUCAUGAGAGUGAAACACUGCAGACAGAGUACCACCAUUAAUGUGUUCAUCAUUAAUUUAGCUGUCACAGACCUCCAGUUCGUCCUGACGUUGCCGUUUUGGGCGGUGGAUACCGCUCUGGAUUUCAGCUGGCCGUUUGGAGACGCCAUGUGCAAGAUCAUACUGUCGGUUACUGUGAUGAAUAUGUACGCCAGCGUCUUCUUCCUCACUGCUAUGAGCAUCACUCGAUACUGCUCCGUGGCUUCAGCCACCAAGAACAGGGUCCGUCCCCCAGCGUCCUGCUCUGUCAAAUGGGUUUGCGCAUUUUUGUGGGUUUUUGCUACCGUCGCCACCGCGCCAACGGCUUUUUUCUCCACUGUGACCAACGUGGCUGGAGAGAAGCUCUGCUUACUGAAGUUUCCUGCCGGACAUUAUUGGCUUGCCUUUUAUCAUUUGCAAAAAAUCCUGGUUGCUUUUGUUUUGCCCAUGCUGAUCCUUUCCGUGUCCUAUUUGCUGCUUCUGAGAUUUGUGAGAAAGCGAAAUCUGAAUAACAUUCAUUCAAAGCGCAGGAUUCAUGUGACGAAGUCUAUCACAGUUGUGGUUCUUUCUUUCUUUCUUUGCUGGAUGCCGAACCACGCAAUUACAUUUUGGGGUGUUUUGGUAAAGUUGAACGUGAUUCACUGGGAUGAGGCGUAUUAUAUUGUCCAUACUUAUGUAUUUCCCGUGACUGUUUGCUUAGCUCAUACUAAUAGUUGCUUAAAUCCGUUUAUAUAUUGUCUUACGAGAAGGCCUUUGAGAAAGAAACUGAAAAAUUGUUUAUCAAAUAUUGCCCCUUGGUUAUUAAAGAGGUCUUUACAGAAAACUGGAAGGAAUGCAUGAACCAAUGCAACGAUAUUAAAAUGAGAAAAUAAUAAUUUAUGUGCAAAAUAUGUAUAUAUUAUAUAUGUAUACAGAAUGUUUAUUCUUUUUCUCUUUUUUAAAUUGUAUUAUAAAACGAUGUAUUAUUAUUAAUAUUAUUAUCAUUACUAGCUACUACCAAUAAUACAUUAGCCUACAUUUAGUUGCAUCAAUAAUUAUUAUUUACAGAGACUGACUGUAUUGACUAAUAUUAAAGAACAAAUGAAUGAUUAAGCUGAAUAUUAUGAGUCUUAUAUGGGUCAUUAUGGGUCUUUCUGUAAUUUGUAAAAGUGAAACAAAUGUAUGCAUGUUUGAAAGUGACUAUUAAAACAACAACAUGCUGUCUUCUUAAGAAUAUUGGAAAACAGAAUCAUAUCCCCAAUAAGGUUGACAUAUUAUGAAUAAAUCAUUACAGAUGUAGUCCACUUCUGACCAUAUAGUUUCACAUGCUUCAUACAGCAGGUAAAAUAAGUAUGGAACACGUCAACAUUUUUCUCAGUAAAUAUAUUUCUUCAUGAAAUUUUCAACAGAUGUCGGUAACAACCCAAGUAAUCCAUACAUACAAAGAAAACCAAACAAGUUUAGAAAUUAAGUUAUGUAUAAUAAAACGGAAUGACACAGGGAAAAAGUAUUGAACACAUGA